AUGUCUUGUGAAUGUGAAGGUCCUGGAAAUCUGAUUUUCAAAUAUGAAGGUAUUAACGAACUGAUUGUCGAAUGUGAAGGUAUUGGCGAACCGAUUGUCAAAUGUGAAGGUAUUAGCGAACCAAUUAUUGAAUGCGAAAGUACUGAUGAACCAAUUAUUGAAUGUAAAAGUACCAGCAAACUGAUUGUCGAAUGCGAAAAUAUUGGAAAAAUAAUUAAUAGAUAUGACAGUACUGAUGAUACAACUUUUAUGUGUGAAGGUACAGGUGAAAUAAUUUAUAAAGGUAUUAGCGAUGCAAGUUUUAAAUCUGAAAGUAUCAGCAAGACAACUUUUGAAUGUAAAGAUACUUUUAGAACUUUUGAACAUGGAAAUACCAGUGAAAUAUUUCUUAAUGAUAUAGACAAUCAAUAUAUACAGGAUCAAGUUGAUGAUUUUUCUUUUGACUCUUUUUUGAAAGAGGUCAAAGAAGAUUAUGAAAGUAAUAAUCUACAACUGCGUUUAGCAUUGAAUAAGUUUGCAGAGCAAUAUAAAGCGGCCAAAUCACUAUCUAUUCCAAGAUUGAAUUCUUUUCUCUAUGACCUUAAUUAUAACUCGGAUCCUUUGGCAUGUAUCAAGAGUGGUAGAAAAAUUCAAGUACAAGUUGAGUCUAUAAAGCGAAGGAAACCAAAUGUGAAAUGGGUGCAUUCUGAAAGUAAUGAAAAUGAUGUUUAA
Molecule: messenger RNA, 711 nt
Organism: Dentiscutata heterogama
Lineage: Eukaryota; Fungi; Glomeromycota; Glomeromycetes; Diversisporales; Gigasporaceae
Source: the annotation of a GenBank genome assembly